Messenger RNA from Brassica oleracea var. oleracea, 768 nucleotides. RefSeq lists its product as uncharacterized. The record is from RefSeq and is a predicted model, not a curated record. The transcript has 4 exons. NCBI's taxonomy places the organism in Eukaryota, Viridiplantae, Streptophyta, Magnoliopsida, Brassicales, Brassicaceae. The coding region runs from base 46 to 588 and encodes 180 amino acids.
GAUUCGGGUUCUUCUUCUGUCACCAGAGACGGAGGACAGACUUCAAUGAAUAUAGCUUCGAGGAUUCGACGAAGUUUCUUCAGAGAGGAGAAGAGGAAACUUCCUAUUGUAAAUGGAUCAUCGAGCAGGAACGAAGAUGAUUUGCUAGGAGUGACUGAUGAAUUGAUCGAUCACGUCAGAUCUUUCACCAUUGACACGUUUAAGAACUUCUCUCUCUACGACGAAGAAGCGUGUGUAAAUCCUUUGGAAGAAGAUGAAGAAUACAAUGGAGUGAGCUCCUCUGAGAAUGUGAAGAAGGAUUUGUCUGACUGGCAGGAGAGACACGCCGUUCUCGUCUUGUCCAAAUCCAAGGAACUCUCACAGCUGAGAUUUAAGUUAUGCCCACGUCUCUUAAAGGAAGAUCACUUUUGGAAGAUAUACUUCAAACUUGUCAGGAACCUUGUUGCAAAAUAUGAGGUGCAAGCAAUCCAACAGGCAAUAAUCACAAGUAUGGCCAUGGAAGCUUCUGAAAUCAAAGGUGUUUAUGAAGUUGAAAUGUCAGAAACCAGGCCAAAUUUGACUAGUACCGGCGGACCUGCAACUCCAUGAAAGCUUAGUAGCUUAAGACAGGUGUUGUAACUUACAGACUAGUAAACUCUUGCUGUUGUAAUCUAAGGCUGCACUUAUUCUAAACACGUAGAUUUUUUUGCUUUUUACAGCUUAUUAGACGGGUUCAGUAACGAAAACCAAUAUAUACUGAAUCAGCACCGCUUGAUCGGUUAAAUAUUA